AUGGGCAGCACUGGUGAGCCCGAUCGGAAUCGGCGGCUCUCUGACUCCUUUGUAUCUCCCGCCAAGCGCCCAGCGCUUCCGCCUUCCUCCGACGACAAGAAGAUAUACACCUCAUUUAGAGUCUUUAGGCAGUCCGCUAUUGUUCACGACGAGAAGGUAGCUGAGUUCAGCGACAUUGCCAGUAAAAGCCGUGUCGCCAGGACAUUAGGUAGCUGGGGUCAGCGACAUUGCCAGCUUGAUUUCGCUGUACUUAAAUACAGAAACCAAAAGCUUUCAGAACAGCUAGCAGUCCAUAAGUUUGAGUACCAUGCCCUCGAGGGUAAAUUUGACGAUCUCAAGCAGAAACAGAAGGCUCACCAUGAGACCCAAGAUCUAGCUAACAAGUCUUGGGAGCAUCUUGUGAGAGAUUUGAAGGCUACUUCUGUUUGCAAAAGUGGAUUUCAAAAUCCUUCUUGCAGUGCAGGUCCUAGCAACGUGUCUACAGAUGGCGCAUGCAUCCCAAAAGACAAGGACUUCCUUAGCAGACUUGUUGAGACAGGUGCCACAGAAAGUUCAGGUUGCCAUUUGGAAAACCAUGUACACUCGUCAACUACUGAUGUGCUGCAGAAUAUAUUGUUCUCAUCAAAUGAUUCAUGGCAUGCAAAUAAGAAGUCGCUGUUAGAUCUCUUUGCGGCAUUACCUGAAAAUGAGCGUAGUAGGGAACUGCGAACUACUGGUACUGAGCUGUCACUACAGCUUAAUGAUGCCAUACAAGAACUUAGUGAUCUCCACUUGAAGCACAGGCGGUUAACAGAGAAGCACCACGAAGAGAGAUUUUUAAACGCUCGAAGCAAAGCUGAACAGAAACGCCUUAAAGAGGAGUUGGCAAGUGCUGUUGCUAAGUUGGAAGAAAGCAACCACAAAUUGGCAGUCCUCAAAGCACAGGGAGACCCUACACAUGGUACUCCAAUCUUAUUUCCAACUUUAGGAAAUAAAAGCUUGCCUGAGGAUAAUGUCAGAGACAAACAAAAGGAAUUGCAGGAUCUAGAGGCAUGUCACAAGGAGUUUAUGGAUCUGAUUUCACAACGUUUGGUGGAAAUAAGGAGACUUCACGAAGACAGAAUUGAAAUUUUGAACAAGUUGUCUACCUUCCAGAACACUUUGAUGGAUUUUAAGAGCAUUUCUUCUUCAAAAGCUUUCCAAGUUCUGAAGGAUCAACUCCAAAAGUCACAAGCAGAGUUGGACCACUGCCGAACACUAUUAGAGAAAUUACAGGUCAAUAAGGAUAAAAUGAUAUGGCAAGAAAGGGAAGUUAAUGUAAAAGUUGAUCUGUCUGGAAUUCCUCAUAGGGUAUCUCUGAAUUGUGAGUCAAGCAUUGCAGUUUUAGAACAGAAUCGGCAGAAAGUAGUUGAUGAAAAGAAUAUGCUUGCGCUGAAACUUGAAGAAUCUUCGAGAGAACCUGGUCGGAACCAAAUCAUAUCAGAAUUUAAAGCGCUGGUGUCAUCACUGCCAGGAGAAAUGGGUGCCAUGCAAACUGAAUUAUCCAAGUACAAGGAUGAUGCUUCAGAAUUGCAUUCUUUGCGAGCCGAAGUUCACUCUGUUUCUGAUAUUCUGGCUAGAAAGGAGCACACUAUCAACGAAUCAUUAUGUAGAUCUGCUCAUGCUGGAUCUGAGAUAAGGGAUCUACGAUCCAGGAUUUGUGAACUAAGGCAAACGAAUUGCGAGUUGAAGCUCUUUGUGGAAAUGUAUAAACGCGAUUCUACUGAUUCAAGAGAUUUGCUGGAGUCCAAAGAUAGAGAAUAUUGUGAAUGGGCUCAUGUCCAUAGCCUCAAAUCUUCUCUUGAUGAGAGUAGGCUAGAACGGCGUGUUAAGGCAGCCAUUGAAGCUGAAGCAAUGUCUCAGCAGAGACUAGCAAGUGGUGAAGCUGAGAUUGCUGAAUUAAGGGGGAAGAUGGAGAGUGCCAGAAGGGAUAUUGGUAGUUUAUCUGAAUUAUUGAAAUCAAAACAUGAAGAAGGUGAAGCGUACCUGUCAGAGAUUGAGAGUAUUGGGCAAGCAUAUGAAGAUAUACAAACACAAAAUCAACAAUUGCUACAGCAAAUUAUUGAGAGAGAUGACCACAAUACAAAGGGAGCAGAAACUGGCAUACUUUGCGCAAAAGCACAAGAAUCUGUUCCAUUUUCUUUGGCAACAUCAUCUUCCAUGUCAUUUUGUUGCCAGCUAAUCUUUAUGGAAGGCGUUAAGGUGAAACAGGCACAGGAUACUUUGCAUUUAGGGGUAUGCAACCUGAACAGGAAUUUACGGCAGGCAAAGAGCUUGAUGAAUCUCUACAAAGAUAAAGUUGCCCAGUUAGACGACAAGUUAAAAGUUUGGUCAGAGCAGAUAGGGAGACUUUCAGAGGAUGGACGGCGACAUUCUGUAUCUUCAGGCAAUGCUCAACGAAAGCUGGUGGAUCUACAGGGAGAGGCUCAACAAUUGAGACCGUCAAUGGAUGAAGUACAAGCCAAGGUUGGGAGGAAUCGACUAGAAGUUGCUGGGUUGCUUGUAGAACUAGAGAAGGAUAGGUUUAGUAAGAGGAGAAUUGAGGAUGACUUGGAAUCGAUGUCAAGGAAAGCUAGUUCUCUUAGAGUGAAGACAGAAGCCUCGUCGUUGUUGGAAAAGGUUCAUCAGGAGGUCAAUGAGUACAGGGGAAUAUUGAAGUGCGGUGUCUGCCGCGACCGACAGAAAGAGGAGACUCAGUCUAUACCUCCGUUUCGAGAGAAAAAUAGCCUGAGAGGCAAAUCUAUGAAACACUAUACUCUUACAACAGGUUAUGCAUGUGCAAAGAAGAAACCAUUCGUGAAAGAAGAACUCCAAAAGCUUGCCGCUGAAUGGCCAACAAAGGUGAUGAAAAGGCAGAAGAAAGAUGACAUGAAGAGGAAGUACGAAAGAUCACUGGGUACCUGA
Molecule: messenger RNA, 2922 nt
Organism: Triticum turgidum subsp. durum (durum wheat)
Lineage: Eukaryota; Viridiplantae; Streptophyta; Magnoliopsida; Poales; Poaceae
Source: the annotation of a GenBank genome assembly